CCGAUGCGCUCGACAGGUGGCACCGUUGCCGGGGAGAACGGAAGCUUACCGUUGUCCCUGGUGGAACGACAUCCGGGUGCGAGAGUGAGGGAAAACUAGGCAUACGAGUGAGUAAGAGAGGGACUAUGAGACGGACUGUAUGGUGAUCUAUAUGACUAUGGGCCGGAUGAUUGAUUAAUUGGCGGUUUGGUUGACAGUUUGAAUGAAGUAAGUGUGUGAGGAAGUCCUAUGGUGAGGGGAGAUUGAAGCUAAAGGCGGUUGGCCAAAAUGCCAGAGGAGAUGACGGAUGGUGGGAGGAAGCUUGUGACUCUUGAUGACCUCAUCGACGCCCUGGACAAGCGUGAGAGGGCGUCGAGCAACGUCCCAAAGGUCGAAACAUUCCACUUCAAGGGGGACCGGGUAUCUGAUUGGUUGGAUCUGACGGAGCAGGCGCUGGUGGGACUAUCAGAUGAGGUCAAGCUCCAGCGGGUCCUGAGGAAAGAAGUGGUGGAGGUUGAAGAAGAGGAAGAUGAGGGUGAUGACGAAGAGGACGAGAAGCUCCGGCAAGAGGAGGACCAAAGGGUGGAGCAGAGGGCCAAGAAGAGAGGGGCUCAGGGAGGGGCAGAGUCGAGCCUGCAUGAUGGCGUGCCAAAGAGGAAAAAGUACGCAGUCCGACUGGAGGAAGGCUUUGACGUGGAGCGAAUGGUGGACAAACUCCUAGAAGGCCAUAACGAUUUGAUGAAUCUGAAGGACAUUUUGGCCUCGGCACCAAGGCUCCGUGGUGAGCUGAAAGGGCGGCUCUCACGGAGAUUAGUGCCCAAUGUCCACUUGAGCUCAAUUCUGCCUAGGGAGAUAGAGUGGACAGAGUCAGGCACCAGGAUGGAUUGGAAAUGUGUGGCAUGUGGGUUGGUGAAAUUAAAGGUGAGGGACCAGCCGAGCAUCGCAAUGGUGGAUACGGGCGCGGAGAUGAACAUCAUCCGGGAGUGGGACGCGACCAUGUUGGGGUUGGAGGUCGACCAUUCGGACCAUGGCAUGUUGCAUGGCGUCAACUGUAAGGCCAUUUUUUGCGGCACCGCGUCUAAUGUGAUGGUGGAGAUUGGGAGAGUAAGGGCGCGAACGUGCUUCUUCGUCAUGCCCGACGUCGACCACCCUAUUCUUCUGGGGAGGUCGUUCCUCUGCCGAACGGAGACCUUGGUCUUCAACAGGCAUGAGGGGACGAUGAUCCUAGCUCUAUCUGAUCCGGCUUGUGGAAACUAUGAAAUCAUCAAGUGUCGGAACACGGGGCCCGGAAGUGGAAGGAACAGGCUCAACCUCGACUCCUUUACCUUCGAGGAAUUUGAGUAUGUGCGACGGAGACUCCGGGAGGAACAGGAGGAGGAAGGAGCAGGCGAGGUGCUGUCCUUGAGCCUUAAUGAUGUAAAUAAGGCAAUGGAGGUGGUGGCGGCGCAUGAUAUGGCGGACCUUGAGGCCAUAAAGGCGUUGAGAGAACAGGUCCUAGAAAGCCCUCAGGAUUUGCAACGCUUGAAUGCAGUAACGGUGCGGGACACGGGAGGAUUGCCGAACGCAAACACCCUGUCAGAGUCAUGCGCAGGAAGGCCUAUAAUCUCACUUAUAGACCUUUACUCUGGGUAUGACCAGUUUCCCGUGUACCCACCGGAUAGGCCGGUGACGGCGAUGCAUACGCCGAGGCUGAUCCACAUGAACGUGGCACCUCAGGGGUGGACCAAUGCGGUGGCGAUGGUGCAAAGGCACAUGAUUAGGGCCAUGCAGACGGUUAGUCCGCAUAUUACUCAGCCCUAUAUUGACAAUUUGGCGGUCAAGGGCCCAAAAGAGAAGGAGGAAGAUGAAGUGAUGCCAGGGGUGAGGCGGUUCGUCUGGAAGCACGUCCAAGAUCUCGAUCAAGUUCUGGGUCUGUUGGAAGAGCACAACCUGACGGCAAGCGAUGUGAAGAAGACGGACAAGAUCCUAGAGUGGUCAGUCCCCUUCCAAUCGAUAACGGACGUGAGGAGCUUCCUUGGGACCUGCGGGUUUUGGAGGAGUUUUGUGAAGGACUUCGCCACCAAGACGGAGCAUUUGAGGAAGCUAGUACGUCAGGACCAGGAGUGGGUCUGGGGCGAAGACCAAGAAAACGUUGUGGGAAGGAUGAAUAGAGAAUUCAAGGAAGGAGGCUUGGUGUUGGGAGCGCCGAAUUACGAGGCCACGGAGGAGAAGCCAUUCGUUGUCGAGACGGACGUUGGGCCAACUGCCUUAGGAGGGGUCCUGAUUCAGGCAGAUGCGGAUGGGAAGGAGUGGCCGUUAAGGUCUGACUUUUCGAAGGCAGUCAUGCAGAGGGGCGGGAGGGACACACGGCCACGCCAGGGGCCCCAGAGGAUGGAGGGAAGGGGCGAGCAGCACGAGCCGCAUAGGAGGGAGCCUGCGCCUGAGUUUGAUGACGACAACAUUGAGCUCUUCUUGGACGUAUAUCGGGACCAUGCAGCACAGAGAGGGUGGUCACUUGAGGGGCAUAGGGCGGUUCGUGGAGCCUCUCCAGAGCCAGCACAGCGUUCAUGGCCAGAGGGGAUUCCUGGGCCAGGCAGUGAGGAGAUCCCGGAGUUUCCCCCUGAGGCCGCCACUAUACCUGAGCAGGAGGCAGAGGCGGAGGACCAGGGCUUGUGUGAGAGAGCGAGGAUGGAGGCGCCCCUUGACUUGCCCUCGGCCACCCAGGCGACCAAGAGCCCGGACAUCGAGGAGCCCGUUUCAGCAGAGUUACCGCCAGUAGUGCCGCGCGCGAGCACAAGGAUGGAGGCGGAGGCGUCGACUCCAGGAGACCAAGAACCGCGAAUGGGAGGAACCCCAAGAGAGACCCGCGAAGAGAAGUCCGCCCGAAUGCGGGUCCGUCUGGACGAGAUAUACGCAAGACAGACUGAUAUGGAGGCGGCGGGGAUAGAGCCGACACCGCCGGUCGAGCCCAAGACGAGUGAACAAAGGAUCGACGAGUUGUGGGCUAGGUAUGAGAGCCAGAGGGAUGCAGCCCGCCAGAGGUUACGAGAGGCGGGACAGGCGGACGAGGAGAUGAGUGAGUUGAGAGAGAUGGGGGACUUGGGGUUCUCCACGACCAGGCAGGCGAUUGGGCGCAUGGAUCGGAGGGUAUGCGAGACGGCAGUCACAACCUUCCAGUGGUAUAAUCUACUCAGCAAUGAGCUCAGAGUUAAGGAGUUGGAGGUGGAGCACCUGACUACUCAGCUUGCCGAGGAGAGGGUAAGGAGUAGGGCUAGAGAGGUUGAGUGGGAGAGGAGAUUUGGGGAGAUGGCGGCCGCUGUGGGUAGGCUCUCGGCAGCCUGGGAGGCUAGUCGGAUGGGGCGAGCCGGUGCCGAUAGCCAGGGCCGAGGGGUGCAGGCUUCGCAGGGUCAAGGAGCAUCGGUGGAGGUCCUUCGACAAGCCGAGCCAAUGGAGGAGGCGCCCUUGGACGCAGUCGAGGAGGAGAGUGGCGCGCAGGAGUCGCUUAUGGCUAUGUCCACGGAGAAGAGAGGUUCGCGCUUGCAUGAGCUGGCGGCAGCCAUGGGGAUAGGCACUCCACAGGAGGGGCCUCAGGGACUCAACGCGCAUGCCCCGAGGUUGGGGGAGUUGAGGGCGGAGCUGGGCUCCUGGGCCACGGGGACCGACUCAGGAGGGCCUGACUCGCAACGGCAACAGCAGCAGGAGGUCAUGAGUGAGCCCGCCGCUAUGGGGGGCUCUCAGCCGUCAGGAGUAUGUAAGGAUGAGGCGAUGAUGACAUAGAGGGCGCAUGAAGAGGGACCCGAGAGUUGGAUACGCCAGAGCGCGGGCCAGG
This is a messenger RNA of Chara braunii, 3787 nucleotides long. Lineage: Eukaryota; Viridiplantae; Streptophyta; Charophyceae; Charales; Characeae. The record is from the annotation of a GenBank genome assembly.